AACCGACCGACUCUGGCUAAUUUGAGCACUGGGAUCAGAGGGUCACGCGGAUCACGCCAGGCGUUUGAAUCCGAGUACUGAGACACCGACACAGAGAGAGAGACAUUCUUCUUGCAUUUCCAAGGUUCUCUGAGCACCAUUUGAGCAGAUAUCGAAGAUGAAUCAACACUUGGCUCGAUCGUUGAUCCGACGUUUACUCCAUGGACAGUACCAGAACUCUGCACGUUACAUUGUUUCUUCUUAUGCUAUCAGGAGGUAUCCUGUAACCCUAACAGCUACUUCUUCUUCUUCUUCUUCUCCGGGUUAUUUCUUCCCUGCUAUCUCGCAUUUGGGACGUCAUUUGAGUUCUGCAACUUCGUCGGCGGCGGAUAUCGUGGCGGAUGGGCAGAAGGAACGGAAGGAGAAUUCUGUUACAGAUGGCGCCGAACGGCAGAGUGGAGAACCAAAGGGUAAGAAUAAUGUGAUCUCGACCUAUUGGGGUAUAUCGCGACCAGACAUCACGAGGGAGGACGGGACUGCUUGGCCAUGGAACUGUUUCAUGCCAUGGGAGACCUACAAAGCUGACUUGUCAAUUGAUCUGAAAAAGCACCAUGUACCUAGAACAUUUUUGGACAAGGUUGCAUUUAGGACAGUGAAGCUUCUUCGGAUACCUACUGAUGUUUUCUUUCAGAGAAGGUAUGGAUGUCGCGCAAUGAUGCUGGAGACAGUUGCAGCUGUUCCCGGUAUGGUGGGAGGGAUGCUGUUGCACCUUAGGUCUCUGCGUAAGUUCCAGCAGACUGGUGGUUGGGUCAAGGCCCUACUAGAAGAGGCUGAGAAUGAAAGGAUGCACUUGAUGACUAUGGUGGAGCUUGUGAAGCCUGCAUGGUACGAGAGGCUACUGGUUCUUGUUGUUCAAGGAGGGUUCUUCAACAUCUUCUUUGUUCUCUAUAUUCUUUCUCCGAAGUUGGCUCAUCGAAUUGUUGGAUAUCUGGAGGAGGAAGCAAUACAUUCAUAUACAGAGUACCUGAAGGAUAUAGAGAGUGGUGCCAUCGAAAAUGUUCCAGCUCCUGCUAUUGCUAUUGACUAUUGGAGGCUGCCCAAGGAUGCCACUCUUAAGGAUGUUGUGACUGUGAUCCGAGCAGAUGAAGCGCACCAUCGAGAUGUCAACCAUUUUGCUUCUGACAUCCAUUUCCAGGGAAAAGAAUUGAGGGAGGCUCCAGCUCCACUUGGAUACCAUUAAAAAUGUUUUUUCCUUUUUUUUGUCCGUGUGCAAAUUGAUGUCUGCAUGGCAAUGAGAAGACCUUAUAGUAGUUAUCAUGCGUUACCAGAGUGAGUUCGAUUAACGAACUGAAUCUCAUAUAUAUAACUGAAAUAAUUUGCAUAUAUAUUCGUAGUUUGAACAUCAUGUACACAGAAAUCUCUGAGGAUGGUGGUUGAAGCUAGAACAGGAAAGCAGAAGCUACCUUUGCCAGUAUACCAUUUAUGCUCCGUCACUUUUUUGUUUCGUUUUAGGCUCUGUUUCAUUUGCAUAUAAUGCUGGAAACUUUAAUAUUAUUUUAUAAUACGAAGAUUACAAUCAUAUUUUUAUAUAAA
Molecule: messenger RNA, 1572 nt
Organism: Macadamia integrifolia
Lineage: Eukaryota; Viridiplantae; Streptophyta; Magnoliopsida; Proteales; Proteaceae
Product: ubiquinol oxidase, mitochondrial-like
Exons: 4
Coding region: 158-1219 (353 amino acids)
Biological process (GO): alternative respiration
Cellular component (GO): mitochondrion
Molecular function (GO): alternative oxidase activity
Source: RefSeq, a predicted model, not a curated record